UAAAUGGAGGGUCUAAUUCCGCUUGUUUACCGAGCCGUCAUGCAAAUCCGUUAUGGCCACGAGCGUUCUUCUUCUUACUACGUUCGUCUUCCGGGCGAUUCAGGCCGGUUUGGGAGAACCGGUUUGGAAGUUUCGGGUUUUGGAUCUUCCUCUAGUAUGGCGUCGUCGAAGACCACGAGCACGAACACCACGUUUUCUGUUUCCACGGGAGUCCAGUCACCAGUUCAUCUUCAGGCUGUGAAGUGAUGCACACGCACUCCAAAGGGAACCAGAAGAUACUCGCGAGGGAAAGGUUGGUUUGUGACGUUGUCGUGACUGGUUAGGCUUAGUCUUUGAUGUUUUGUGAAUUAUAUAAACUUGGGACCGGUUGAAUAAACCUGAUGUAAUAAUUGGGGUGUGAAGAUUAAUUCUCUAAACGUGGGUUUUAACCCAAAGGGUAAUCCCAUGUUGUAUUUGUGUGUUUCUUUUAAGAAACUUUGAAUUGUAUAAAAAAAUUAUCUGAAGCUCCUGGUUUAUUUGUGAGAAAAUAUUGUGUGAUUAUCUUUUUCUUUCAGUAUUGCCAAGUUACAUAUAUUGUUUUUUUA
Messenger RNA from Eruca vesicaria subsp. sativa (arugula), 584 nucleotides. Lineage: Eukaryota; Viridiplantae; Streptophyta; Magnoliopsida; Brassicales; Brassicaceae. The record is from the annotation of a GenBank genome assembly.